AUGGAGCAAGGGAAUGCGAUGGAGGCGCCUAAACCACCCAGUCACAUCGCCACCAAAGGCCUCUUCAAUACAGCUAUGGGGCCCCUCCAGCGCCAACUACGCUCUGGGGAGUACAACCUGUUCAAGUGUGCCACCAUGUUUGAAAGCGACUUUGUCCAGGUCAGCAAGCGAGGUGGCACCCUGGACGUCCACAAUCAAGUCCAGAUGGUGCGGGUUGCCAUUGCGGCCACCAGCCCAGGCCUUCAGGUCCCCAACGUGCUGUUGCUGGCCCGGCCAAUAUUCCCUCCCCGACAGCAGCCUCAAAGCCUCCAUGCCGCCCGGUUACACCGCUCUUCGAUGAAUACGAAGUUUGAGCUGACCAGGCUCCUUCCCUUGUGCUUUGUCAAGAUCUCCAUCCAUGACUUUGAUAAGCAACAGCUCCGAUUCAAAAUGUCCACCGGCCGCACUUUCUACCUCCAGCUCUGCCCACUACCAGAUACACAGGAAAGUGAGUUUGAGUCAUGGGUCAAGGUUGUCCACCUGCUGCGACCCCCCUCGGACACACUUUGCUCUUCUCCAGCACUUCUGACACCAGUGUUGCACACAUCCUAA
Messenger RNA from Zootoca vivipara (common lizard), 591 nucleotides. Lineage: Eukaryota; Metazoa; Chordata; Lepidosauria; Squamata; Lacertidae. The record is from RefSeq and is a predicted model, not a curated record.